UUGAAAAAUGUCAUUCUUUCUCCAUGCAGAAAACAAUCCAGAUGUGGGAUCUGUAUAUAUUCGGGAAAAUGGGCAGCUAUAUAGUUUAAAUCAGGUUUCAGGUGGAGUAAAUGACCCUGUUUUGAAACCAAAGCCUUCAAGACUGUUUUCCAAAGGAUUCUCUGUUCAGCUCUGUAUGAACAGGGAAAAUGAUAAUGGCAGGACAGAUCACUUCAUCUUCACUUACACAAAGGAGGGAAAUCUCCGAUAUUCUGCUAAAUCUCUCUUCAGCCUAGUCCUGAGUUACAUUGCAGACAACAUUCAUCAUGUUGAUUCACUGAUUGGCUUUCCAGAGCAGAUUGGAGAAAAGCUUUUCUAUGCUGCUGAUGCAAGACAGAAGUUUACAGAGCCGAGAACAGGGCUCAGAGCUUUGCAAAAAUUUACUGAUGCUUAUGGAAGUUUAGUGCUUCAGACACUAUGUUUGAAAAACAGGUAUCUGGUUAUUUCUGAAAAGCUUGAAGAAAUUAAAUCUUUUCGAGAUCUGAUAUGUUUGGAUUUGUCACAUUGUAAACUUGGAGAUGACCAUGAGCUGCUAGAACAUAUUACCAAGGAGACACUAUCUAGUCUAAUUCGGCUUCUUCUGAAAGAUAAUUGCUUAUCAGAUGCUGGUCUUCGCAAAAUGACAGCACCUGUUCGAGUGAUGAAAAAAGACCUUGGAAAUCUUUCAAUAUUAGAUUUGUCUUGUAAUCCAGGAAUCACGAAUAAAGGAGUUGGUUUCCUUCUUUCCUUCAAAAAGCUAAAUAAUUUGGAUCUUUCUGGAACUGGCAUUGAGGACAGGAUGGUAGCAAUUCAGUGCAUCCAGACACAAAUCGGUCUAGUUUAUUCAGAAGUGCCUUUGAAAGAAUUUGACCAUAACUGCAAAACAGAGGGAUGGGCAGAGCAUACACUUCUGCAAUGGGAGAAUGUCAUCCAAGAAGCAAUUAAGCCACAAAGAAGCUUGAAAUCCAGAGCAGCGGCUCAGCGUUUCUAUGGAAAAAGAGCCAGGACUGAAGAACCUUGUGAAUCCUCUCUAGGAGAAGAGCAUAGAAAGACGUGUGGGAACUUACAAUUUUACAAGGGAGCGACACAAGUGUGCAGUUUGCCUUUACUAAAAAAGAAGACUGGAGAAUUACGGAAUAAAAGGACUGCUUCAGCUGAACCCAAAGAGCAGAGCUUAACAGCAAGGCAUCUGGGCCUCUUGGUGGAAGACUGGGACUUACUGAAUUCUUAUUGAUUCUGAUGGCACAAAUUACAAGAUCCAUACAAAUAUCAAAACCAUGAAAAAUAAA
This is a messenger RNA of Euleptes europaea (tarantolino), 1307 nucleotides long. It is a transcript of the gene LRRC42, whose product is annotated as leucine rich repeat containing 42. The record is from RefSeq and is a predicted model, not a curated record. Gene Ontology annotation, molecular function: protein binding. Bases 8 to 1252 code for a protein of 414 amino acids. Lineage: Eukaryota; Metazoa; Chordata; Lepidosauria; Squamata; Sphaerodactylidae. The transcript has 7 exons.